CACCCCAGAGAGGCACUGGCUGCCCUGUUUAAAGUGGGUCCUCCCAUCACCCGUCUUCACAGCAGACCGUUUACUUGGCUGUGUGCCCCUCCAGACCCACAGCCGUUACCUCCCCCUCCCCCAUCCUCUCGCCCUCUUCCAAAGGCUGAGCACACAGGAGGGACCGGGAAAUUUGUUGAACAGGGAAGUUACACAUAAGCCCUGAUCUGUCAGCAGGACUGUGAGAUGAACAAAACGUUCUGGAAAGUGUGAGGGGCAGAUGUGGAAGGAGUGAAAUCUUCCCAGAGAGAACGUCUCUGGGUCAGCCUGCUCCUGCUGGGCUGGGAGGGCCGAACACACCCCACCCAUCACCCCAGGCUGGCCCUGACCCCAGCCUUCCCUGUGCCCGCAGCACCGGCAGCUGCUGAAGGACAGCUUCAUGGUGGAGCUGGUGGAGGGGGCCUGCAAGCUGCGCCAUGUCUUCCUCUUCACCGACCUGCUUCUCUGCACCAAGCUCAAGAAACAGAGCGGAGGCAAAACCCAGCAGUACGACUGCAAAUGGUACCUUCCGCUCACGGACCUCAGCUUCCAGAUGGUGGACGAAUCGGAGGCAGUGCCCAACAUCCCCCUGGUGCCGGAUGAGGAGCUGGACGCUCUGAAGAUCAAGAUCUCCCAGAUCAAGAGUGACAUUCAGAGAGAGAAGAUGCAUGGCAGGGGCAGAGGGCGAACAAGGGCAGCAAGGCCACGGAGAGGCUGAAGAAGAAGCUGUCGGAGCAGGAGUCGCUGCUGCUGCUCAUGUCUCCCAGCAUGGCCUUCAGGGUGCACAGCCAUAACGGCAAGAGUUACACGUUCCUGAUCUCCUCUGACUAUGAGCGUGCAGAGUGGUGGGAGAACAUCCGGGAGCAGCAGAAGAAGUGU
Sapajus apella (tufted capuchin) is the source of this 897-nucleotide messenger RNA. Its product is annotated as breakpoint cluster region protein-like. The record is from RefSeq and is a predicted model, not a curated record. Gene Ontology annotation, molecular function: GTPase activator activity. The transcript is spliced from 4 exons. Gene Ontology annotation, cellular component: membrane. NCBI's taxonomy places the organism in Eukaryota, Metazoa, Chordata, Mammalia, Primates, Cebidae. Bases 419 to 736 code for a protein of 105 amino acids. Gene Ontology annotation, biological process: positive regulation of GTPase activity.